GUUUAACAUCUGGCUAACCCACGUAUUUGACCGCCUGAUGAGAACUUGGGAAUUCCGCUAGCGUUGUUUAGUAUUGCUCGCCACGAAUUGUUGCAUUCAGUUUUCAGAAAUCAAUCUCCAUCCUAUACGCAUAAAAUUUUAUGUUUGGAAAAAAUCUAUCAAUGAAUAUUAUGAACAACAAAUGAUUCCGAGCUUUAGAUAUUCAGUUCACAGACCCGUUCAACCGGUCCUGGGUAUGUAAUCUAUUGUUUAUUUCGUUGCUAAACCAAUAACAUCCAAGUAGUGAUGAUCUAGUGUUCUGUGUCAUUGAUGAGACCGUCAGUAUUGUUUAAAUUACCAUCAGACUUUCACUACCAAAAUGGACUGCCACCCCCUAGUUCUCCUCUUAAUCACCCUUCUUCACAUCUCCCCUCUCCUGUCUCAAAGUAACCCCCUCAUUCAAAGGCUGAACCCAGACAAAGAACAGUACCAGAGAUACACUCAGGCGCUGGAAGCCAUAUUUGGAAUGGGGAUCAGACUUCAGGUCCUGUUGGAUAAGCACGAUAGUCCCAAUUUUGUUGUAUCACCACUCAGCACGGUAGUGGUUAUAGGACAAUUGAUGUUAGGAGCCGAGGGCGAAUUUCAAGACCAACUUUACGACUUGCUAUCACUACCUAAGCCUAAAGUAGUUCCACAAAUGAUUUACCAAUAUGGUAAAGGAGGUAACACCUCAAGCUCCCUACGUUAUGCAGAGUUCCAUUUACAACUUUCAGGGUUGGUCAAAGCGUUACAAAAAAGAAGAGGAGAUGAACUCUUUAUAUUGGACCAAGACAAUGCGUUGUUCUACAGUGUGGACAUACACUUGAAAGACCAGUUUCAACGGUAUAUGGAGAAAUUCUACGAGACGGAAAUUAAGUCUUUGGAUUUUAGACAGGAUACAAAAAGUAUUAUCAACCAUUGGGCAUCGAGUCACACCAAUGGGAUCAUCAACAACAUUUUGUCAACAUCCCCACCUCCCUCAACUACCUCAAUCUUGCUCAACUCCAUCUACUUCAAAGCCGAAUGGGAUCAACCGUUCUCAGAUCAGUUCAAUCGAGUAGAUAAAUUCUAUGUUAGCGAAAACAGGACCGUAGACACAACGUAUAUGUUAGGAACCCUGGAGCAAAUCCCUUUCGUUGAAAUGAACGAUUUCCGCUUACUUUCUUUACCCUAUAAGGAUAAGGAGCUGGGUAUGUACAUUUUAUACCCUACCCAAAACCAUGAGCACAAGUACAACAUGAAGAAAUUUGUACAGAAACUACGGCCAGAGUUGCUCUAUCAAGCACUUCUAGGUUUGAGAGGCCACGAUGUUAUAGUGAAGAUACCGAAGUUGUCUUUAUCAAAUACUUUAAGCAUAUUAGAGCCUCUCCAAGAGUACGCCCAGUUCAAAAAGGAGCAGCAAGCAAAAGCGACAAAAGCUAGGAUAUCUUUCAGAUUUAACUCCCCGAGACUUGACGAUGGAGCAGAAAUCAUAAAAGAGAUUCAAAACGAGUUGAAUAAAGCAAAGAACUUCACGGUCCCACGUUCGUACAAGGAUAUCAUCCUGACAGGAGCUGCAGAUGAAUCAAAGCUAAGAGUUUCGAAUAUUGUUCAACAAAUGGUGUUUUCGAUCAACGAGAAAGGAACAGAAGCUGCUGCUGUUACAGCGGGCGUUACUGAUUACAUUGGAGGACAGAAGGUUGUGGUAUUGAACAGGCCUUUUUGCUUUUUCAUUAGACACGAAGCUACUUCAGCUACCAUAUUUUGGGGGACGAUCAGUGACCCGUCGAAAAGUUGAGGCAGUGCUUAAGUUGUUUAGAAUAAAUGGGGAAUUUUACAAAGCUCAAUUAUAUUGUAUGUACACACUUGCGCGUGUUUUUGAGUUGUUCGAAGAAUAGUAUGAAUGCUGAAUAAGGUCCAUUUUAAAAGUUGUAUAUAUAGACACCUAUCUAUAUGAAUAAAGCAGAUAAUAGACAU
Molecule: messenger RNA, 1974 nt
Organism: Acanthoscelides obtectus
Lineage: Eukaryota; Metazoa; Arthropoda; Insecta; Coleoptera; Chrysomelidae
Source: the annotation of a GenBank genome assembly